UAUUUAAUAUUGGCUUAAACGGCAUUCCAUACUUGUCAUCCAUUUGACCUAAAAUGUGCUGGUGAUAAUUGGGACCCUACUUAUGUAAUAUUUCCUUUUUUUAAUUUGUAAUUCAUUUCCUGUGCUCCUGUGUCUGGUUUUCUUUUACUUCGCGUGUCUUGUGUUUCCCUGUGAUCGUCUGCACCUGUUCCUAAAGUGUCACACCUGUGUCUCCUUACCUGUGCCCUCUUGUGGGUAUAUAGUCUUUGUGCCUUCCCUUGUUCUUGUUGCAUCGUCCGUUUGUCUCUGUGUAGCCCUGCCAUAUUUCACCUCAGUGCUUGUUUUCCUCGCUUCUGUGUUGAAGUUUUUGGUUUAUUAAGUUUAAGUUGUUUAUUUUGACCUUAUAAAACUGGAGGUCUGUUUUUUUGCUUCCUUUCAUUGUAUACCUUUCCCUCCUAACCUGCAUUGUGGGUCCUGUUCAACCAAACCGUGACAGAAAUGCCAUUUCUGUGACACGUGGUCCUCCAUACAAUGUGCCACAAUGUGAAAUACUAACAUUCACAAGGUCCGUCUGAACUGUGAGGUCCAACCCUCUGGGUUUGGGUCUGCCUAUGCACUCGGUCAGAGAGCUGUUAAGUUUGUUUGCAAUGAAUCCGAGUGCAGAGAGCCACAGUAUUCCUCUCAGCGAUGGGAACCGCAUUCCACUGCUGGGACUGGGCACGUAUGGGGAUCCUCGAACGACGCCCAAAGGCACAGCGCUUGAGUGUGUCAAGCUGGCCAUAGAUGUGGGUUACAGGCACUUUGACGGGGCACUGGUGUAUUUCAACGAGCACGAAGUGGGUCAAGCCAUUCGAGAGAAGAUUGCUGAUGGGUCCGUUCGAAGACAGGACAUCUUUUACUGCGGCAAGCUGUGGAAUACCUUUCACUCACCAGAGUUGGUGAGGCCGGCCUUGGAGAGGACACUGGAAGCCUUAAAACUAGACUACCUGGAUCUCUACAUCGUUGAGCUUCCCAUAGCCUUCAAGCCUGGAAAUGAUUUCUAUCCAAAAGACGGGGACGGGAAUUACAUCUACCACCACACAGACCUCUGUGCAACAUGGGAGGCUUUGGAGGCCUGCAAAGACGCAGGACUUGUAAAGUCUCUCGGAGUCUCCAACUUCAACCGCAGGCAGCUGGAGCUGCUGCUCAAUAAACCUGGCCUCAGACACAAACCUGUAUCCAACCAGGUCGAGUGCCACCCAUAUUUCACACAGCCCAAGCUUCUGGAGUUCUGUCGUCAGCACAACAUUGUGAUCGUUGGCUACUGCCCACUCGGCUCCUCCAGAGACGCCUCCUGGGUGAAUGUGAAAUGUCCCCCCCUGCUGGAGGACGAGCUGCUUGUUUCCAUUGGGAAAAAAUACAACAAGAGCAGUGCUCAGGUGACUCUGCGCUUCAAUGUCCAGAGAGGAGUGGUCGUGAUCCCCAAGAGCUUCAGUCCCGAAAGGAUCAAACACAACUUCCAUAUAUUUGAUUUUUCACUCACCGAGGAAGAAAUGAAAGCCAUCGAAGCACUGAACAAAAAUAUCCGUUUCGUGGAGCUGCUGAUGUGGAGUGACCAUCCAGAAUACCCAUUUCACGAUGAAUAUUAAAGUUUGUGUUUCAUUUCUCGUCAUGUCGCGCCUUUUUUUUUUUACACAGUAAUCAGAACAAAACCUGGCGUCAGCAUGAUUUUUAGAGUUGAAGGUUUGUCCCGGAACAUUUUCACUCUAAACACUAGAGGGCCCUAAUUCGAAGUGAAUGGAAACAUAAAAUGAUAAAUAAAAGAAACUGGGAAUAUACAGCUAUGAUGAAAAUUGGCAAAGUGUAUAUUUGUUGCAUAUUAGUUUCAUAUGAGUCUCAAAUGGUGCUUGUGUAAUACUCAAGGAAUUUCAUUGUUAACUUGCACCUGCUUUGAGAUGGACUGAAUCAGUGGGUCGUAUAAAAAAGUGUGAUCUAAAAAUAAGACUAUUUGAAGUGAAAGUAAUAAAAUACAUCAUCUGCUGAUGAAUACAUACAGUAUGCAUUAUUACUUCUCUGGUUUGUUUAAGAAGUCAUUUGUCCAAGCAGCGUCUGAUUCCCCAUUAUGUAAGUGUUGUAUUAAAAUAAAAAUUGGACAUCCUUUGAUUUUA
Scophthalmus maximus (turbot) is the source of this 2126-nucleotide messenger RNA. RefSeq names its product aldo-keto reductase family 1 member D1-like. Lineage: Eukaryota; Metazoa; Chordata; Actinopteri; Pleuronectiformes; Scophthalmidae. The record is from RefSeq and is a predicted model, not a curated record. Gene Ontology annotation, molecular function: Delta4-3-oxosteroid 5beta-reductase activity; aldose reductase (NADPH) activity. The coding region runs from base 591 to 1607 and encodes 338 amino acids. The transcript is spliced from 10 exons. Gene Ontology annotation, biological process: bile acid biosynthetic process. Gene Ontology annotation, cellular component: cytosol.